Messenger RNA from Lodderomyces elongisporus, 1122 nucleotides. It is a transcript of the gene RBT4, whose product is annotated as Rbt4p. The record is from RefSeq and is a predicted model, not a curated record. Gene Ontology annotation, cellular component: extracellular region. The coding region runs from base 1 to 1122 and encodes 373 amino acids. The transcript has a single exon. Lineage: Eukaryota; Fungi; Ascomycota; Pichiomycetes; Serinales; Debaryomycetaceae.
AUGAAGUUCACUACACUUGCAACCAUCGCUACCACCUUGCUCAGUAGCAGCUACACCUUGGCUGACGUUGUUUAUGUCACUCAGACCCAUAAGGUCACACAAUAUGCUACAGUCACUGCCGGUGCUGGCCAAGAGACCGUUGUCCCUGUUGAUACUGUCAAACAAGCUGAUGCUCAGCAACAACAACUGCAACUGCUGUCGACUUGGGUCUUUUCUACCAACAUUUUUGGUCAGGAUAUUGCAUUCACCACAGUCGUUGGUGCUGGCUCAGAGGAUUGGGUCACAUUGUACAAUGAAAGAUUGGUCAUUCAAAGCGGUGACUCCUUGUCUACUCAAACUGGCGUUGUCUUGGCCAACCCUACCACCUUGACUACAUCAAUCGUUACUGAAGCCGCCGAAGCUUCAUCGGUGGCUGAACAAUCUGCACCAGUUGCAUCUGUUGCUGUAACACUGGCUGCUCAGUUACAAUCAGUAUCAUCAAACUCACCAAGCGUCGAAGCCACUUCAAAGACAGCAUCCACCCAAAUUGAAACACCAUCCACUAGCUCAAUCGAACAACAAAGUACCAGCGAGAGUGCCACUCCCGCCAGCUCUACUGCCUCAGCCUCUUCAUCAGAAGCCAGCUCAAGUUCAAGCUCUAGCUCAAGCUCUAGCUCAAGCUCUAGCUCAAGCAGCUCAGACUUUGGUGAUGUUUCAGAUGAAGCAUUCUCCAAAGCCAUCCUCGAUGCCCACAAUGAUAAAAGAGCACUCCAUGGUGUCUCUGCUUUAUCUUGGUCACAAUCGGCUUACGACUAUGCUCAAGCUUAUGCUGACAAGUACUCCUGCUCCGGUUCAUUAACCCACUCUGGCGGCUCAUAUGGUGAAAACUUGGCUGUGGGAUACUCUUCAGGCCCAGCCGCCGUUGACGCUUGGUACAGCGAAGGAGACGACUACAACUACAGCUCCGCCUCAACUUUUGACCAUUUCACCGCUAUCGUCUGGAAAUCAACCACCAAGGUUGGUUGUGCCUACAAAGACUGUAGAUCAAACAACUGGGGCUUGUACGUUAUUUGUUCUUAUGACCCAGCAGGAAACGUUGUUGGUCAAGGAAAAUCCAAUGUCUUGCCCUUGGUCUCCAGUUAA